AUGGACUAUUUAGAUCGAAUAUAUGACCCGAAAGCUGCGUAUGUCUUCAGCCCUAGUGCGACUACAGCUUUGCGUCACGACACAAGGACGUCCGUCUGGUACGCAGUGGGAUUGUUAGCUCGGAACCAGGAUGAUGACGUGGCGCAGGCGAUGGCAAUCAUCCAGAAUGUAAUCGAAAUGCAAUUCAAGGACCCUGCAGAUCAAUGGUAUGGGGAUUACCCCGUGUACCCCGAGGAACCCACCGUGGGUACUUCGGCGUAUCAGUCGAGCCUCUAUGACACUUGGGAUCCCAACUGGAGAGGCUUUAUCGGGACGGCCUUUAUCAUCGCCUUGGAGGAGUUUCCCCAUCUGAUCAACCCGAGUGUAACCCAACUUAUGCUCGAAUCCCUCUACAAUAGCACCAUUGGAGAUGCUUAUCGAGUUGGAGGAGUCGACGGGGACAACCUGUAUCCCUCGUAUACUAACCCGGCAUUAAUGAGAGCCAUUGUGAGUGGUUGGACCGGCGAGAAAUACGCAGAUGCCAACAUGACGCUGGCCGGUGAAAACUAUGCGAAUGAGGUUAUUGGUCUUUUUGACCGAGCGAACACUCUGUCAGAGUUCAACAGCGCAACGUAUACUGGCGUCUCCCUGAUUGCGCUGACGAUGUGGACAAAGUACGCCGCAGAGAGUUCAGUGAUGAAAGCAAAAGGAAAGACAAUACUGCAAGCUACAUGGAGUAAUAUCGCUCAACUAUAUCACGCAGAGCUCAAGAAUCUUGCGGGUCCAUGGGACCGCUCUUAUGGAUUCGACAUGCAGAAGUAUUUCGGAAUCAUGUCUGCGCAUAUCUGGACCCUUGUUGGGAAGGAAACUUCACCUGUUAUUGAUAAGGUCUAUAUGAUGUCUCAUAACGCUGAUUUUGCCAUUUCUCCGCUUGUGGCUAUACUCUCGAGCUUCCAUAACUCCUUGGUCCCCGCUACGGCAGUAGAUGCUCUAAGGACCUUCCCUGGAGAGCACAUGGUCAGCACGUCGGCACAGUCAAUCCCCUACGACUAUGUUCCCCGGAAUAUCAGUGCGUGGUUAGGCGAAAAGAUAAGCAUCGGAGCAGAAAGUUUCAACGAGACUGUUAUAGGCGGGCCGGCUAUGAAUCCGUCUACAUUUAACUCGGCGGUGGUCCAGUGGGAUACUGGAGCUGGAGUUGGUUGGAUUACAUUAUAUGCGACAGAACAGGCUCUCGACGCCGUCGUUGGACCGGGUUAUCUUAACCUAACUUAUCCCCAGGGGACGUCAGACUCUCAAUUCCAAUUCCUAGUCUCUCCUUUUACCCAGAAGAAAGAUGUUGCAGGCUGGGAAGAUCUUGUAGGAUUGAAUGUCAGAGUGUCCGGAACUUUUGACCCGAAGCUGAGGGUAUCAUAUAGUGCAAGCGAUGCCACCAUAAAUGACUUCAUGUACUGGAAUCUCACGUACUCAAUGCCUGCGAAUAGUACUGUAAUUCCAAAUAUAUUGUUGGAGGUGAAUUUGGUGUGA
Messenger RNA from Aspergillus oryzae RIB40, 1503 nucleotides. RefSeq lists its product as uncharacterized. Lineage: Eukaryota; Fungi; Ascomycota; Eurotiomycetes; Eurotiales; Aspergillaceae. The transcript is spliced from 6 exons. The record is from RefSeq and is a predicted model, not a curated record. Bases 1 to 1503 code for a protein of 500 amino acids.